AUGAAACAUCUGAAACCAGUCCAAGUGGCUGAAAUCAGUUCAAGUGAUGAUAGCUGGAGGAUGGAUCUGAUGAACGAAACAGCCAAGGUUGGUAGUUUGUACCCCAGACCAUAUUCAGAUCCAUUGGCUCUUCAGGCGAUUUUAGAAGGGAACGAAGUCCACCAUAACAAGGAGAAUGAGGGAAUGAAGCUUCGGAAGGCGAUCAUGGCUGGAGUCGAUUCAACGCGGAAGAGAAGAUCAGCUCAAAAAGAUCAGGACCAAAAUAAGCCAAACAAAGUUCAAAAAAUAGGUCAGAAAAGUUCCAAGCUCGAGACUCCGACUCCGGAGAAAAAACUUGGCAGCUUAUACCCGAAGCCUUAUGCUGACCCACUAGAAUUGAGGUCAUCACAAUUAUCACAAAGUGGUCGUCACCAACUUAUUCCUGCCAUUCGUACUUUCCUGCCUAUCGAUGAUCUACCUGCCUGCUCCAGUUUCCGUAACCGGAAUCCAUUAUCAACAGCUCAUGCUUGA
Messenger RNA from Caenorhabditis briggsae, 510 nucleotides. Lineage: Eukaryota; Metazoa; Nematoda; Chromadorea; Rhabditida; Rhabditidae. The record is from RefSeq and is a predicted model, not a curated record. The transcript is spliced from 4 exons. Bases 1 to 510 code for a protein of 169 amino acids.